Anarrhichthys ocellatus (wolf-eel) is the source of this 8469-nucleotide messenger RNA. RefSeq names its product low density lipoprotein receptor-related protein 4 (gene lrp4). Gene Ontology annotation, molecular function: protein binding; hormone binding; calcium ion binding. The coding region runs from base 274 to 5874 and encodes 1866 amino acids. Gene Ontology annotation, biological process: receptor-mediated endocytosis. NCBI's taxonomy places the organism in Eukaryota, Metazoa, Chordata, Actinopteri, Perciformes, Anarhichadidae. The transcript has 39 exons. The record is from RefSeq and is a predicted model, not a curated record. Gene Ontology annotation, cellular component: apical plasma membrane; signaling receptor complex; plasma membrane.
CCGUCGCCGGGCUGUUCCUCUCACAGUUAACUUUUUAAUCCCGGUUUUGUCGCGCUAUCGCACACAAGAGGAGGAGGCGGAGGAGGAGGUCGGGGAGAGAAAAGGGGCUGAGAAGUCAGUCAUGGUGUGAGGUUCGCGUGAAAAGCCGGAGCGUCUACUUGCAGCAGAAAGCCCGUUGAUAUUUAACUGCGAGGAGGAGAAGAACAAGAAGAACCACAAGAAGAACGAGAGGAAAGGGAAGCCCGGAGAAGCGAGAGAAAAGCGGGGUGCAAGAUGCAGCUGGCCGCGGUGCUGUGGGGCUCCCUGAUAACUUUGCUGCUCAGCCAGAGUCCAGGAGUCCAGGGCAGCGCCGAGUGCUCGUGUGGGAGGAACCACUUCACGUGUGCGGUCAGUGCGUUCGGGGAGUGUACCUGCAUCCCGGCCCAGUGGCAGUGUGACGGAGACAAUGACUGCGGGGACCACAGCGACGAGGACGGAUGCAUGCUGCCCACCUGCUCACCGCUGGACUUCCACUGCGACAACGGCAAAUGCAUCCGCCGCUCCUGGGUGUGUGACGGAGACAACGACUGCGAGGACGACUCCGACGAACAGGACUGCCCUCCCCGAGAGUGUGAGGAGGACGAGUUUCACUGCCAAAACGGCUACUGUAUUCGCAGCCUCUGGCACUGCGACGGAGACAACGACUGCGGGGACAACAGCGAUGAACAGUGUGACAUGCGCAAAUGUUCGGACAAGGAGUUCCGCUGUACAGAUGGCAGUUGUAUCGCAGAGCACUGGUACUGUGACGGAGACACGGACUGUAAGGACGGAUCGGACGAGGAAAACUGUCCCUCAGAUGUGAUGGCAGCCACCUGCAGCGUGGAGGAGUUCCAGUGUGCGUACGGACGCUGCAUCCUGGACAUCUACCACUGUGACGGAGACGACGACUGCGGAGACUGGUCGGACGAGUCUGACUGCUCUUCCCACCAGCCCUGCCGAUCAGUUGAAUUCAUGUGCAGCAGCGGGAUGUGCAUCAACGCCGGCUGGAGGUGUGACGGCGAAUUCGACUGUGACGACCAAUCAGACGAGAAGAACUGCACCACGUCCAUGUGCACGGCUGAGCAGUUCCGCUGCGGUACUGGACGCUGCGUCCGCUUGUCCUGGAGGUGUGAUGGCGAGCCCGACUGCUCCGACCGCAGCGAUGAAGAGGGUUGUGAGAAAACUGAGAGUCCACCAUGUGCUCCCGAUCAGUUCCAGUGUGGGAAUGGACGCUGUAUCGGUCAGAGGAAGGUGUGCAAUGAGGUCAACGACUGUGGAGACGGGACUGACGAACACCCACACCACGACUGUCGUCCACGCUCCAGCGAGGGCAACUGUAACCAGAAUAACGGAGGCUGUUCCCAGAAGUGUCAGAUGGUCAGAGGACUGGUCCAGUGCACCUGUCACACUGGAUACCGACUGAUGGACGACGGCAAAGCCUGCCAGGAUGUGGACGAGUGUGCUGAGGAAGGCUACUGCAGCCAGGGCUGUACCAACUCGGAGGGGGGGUUCCAGUGCUGGUGCGUUCAGGGCUACGAGCUCCGACCUGACAAGCGCAGCUGCAAAGCUCUGGGUCCAGAACCUGUGCUGCUGUUCGCCAACCGCAUCGACAUCCGUCAGGUUUUGCCGCAUCGCUCCGAGUACACCCUGCUGCUCAACAACCUGGAGAACGCCAUUGCCCUGGACUUCCACCACAGCCACGAGCUGGUCUUCUGGUCCGACGUGACGCUGGACCGCAUCAUGAAGGCCAACCUCAACGGCUCCAACGUGGAGGAGGUUGUUUCCACCGGUCUGGAGAGUCCAGGUGGACUGGCAAUAGACUGGAUCCAUGACAAGUUGUACUGGACAGACUCUGGGACGUCCCGUAUCGAGGUGGCCAACCUGGACGGGACGCACCGCAAGGUGCUGCUGUGGCAGAACAUGGAGAAGCCCCGAGCCAUCGCGCUGCACCCCAUAGAGGGUAAGAUCUACUGGACAGACUGGGGCAACACACCUCGCAUCGAGUACUCUAACAUGGACGGCUCCAACCGGCGGGUCAUCGCAGACACACACCUGUUCUGGCCCAACGGCCUCACCAUCGACUACGCCGGCCACCGCAUGUACUGGGUGGAUGCGAAGCACCAUGUCAUCGAGAGGGCGGACCUGGAUGGACGCAACCGCAAGGCCGUCAUCAGCCAAGGCCUGCCGCACCCAUUCGCCAUCACCGUGUUUGAGGACAGCCUCUACUGGACGGACUGGCACACCAAGAGCAUCAACAGCGCCAACAAAUUCACCGGCAAGAACCAGGAGAUCAUUCGCAAUAAGCUGCACUUCCCCAUGGACAUCCACACCCUGCACCCCCAGAGGCAGCCCGCAGGUGGCAGGAACCGUUGUGGCACCAACAACGGAGGCUGCAGCCACCUGUGUCUCCCCAGCAACAAGACACACACCUGCGCCUGUCCCACCGGCUUCAAGAAGGUGGACCACUCCAACUGUGCCAGCGGUCUUGACAAGUUCCUGCUUUUUGCCCGAAGGACGGACAUCCGACGAGUCAGCUUCGACACAGAGGACAUGUCCGAUGAUGUCAUCCCUCUGGCCGACGUGCGCAAUGCCGUGGCGCUGGACUGGGACGCCAAAGACGGCUACAUCUACUGGACGGACGUCACCACCGACUCCAUCAACAGGGCGCUGUGGAACGGCACCAAGCAGGAGGUGGUGGUGGACACCAGUCUGGAAAGCCCCGCAGGUUUGGCGAUUGACUGGCUGACUAACAAGCUCUACUGGACCGAUGCUGGUACGGAUCGUAUCGAGGUUUCUAAUGCUGACGGGAGCAUGCGGACUGUCCUGAUAUGGGAGAACCUAGACCGGCCCCGGGACAUCGUCGUUGACCCGAUCGGAGGUUUCAUGUACUGGACCGACUGGGGGGCCAACCCAAAGAUCGAGCGCGCAGGAAUGGAUGCCUCCAGUCGGAUCGUCAUCAUCUCAUCUAACCUGACGUGGCCCAACGGGCUCGCCAUCGACUACGAGACCAAGCGCCUGUACUGGGCCGACGCUGGCAUGAAGACUAUCGAAUUUGGCAACUUUGAUGGUUCCGACCGACAGGUUCUGAUUGGCAGCCAGCUGCCUCACCCCUUUGGCCUGACUGUACACGAGGACAAGCUGUACUGGACAGACUGGCAGUCGAAGAGCAUCCAGAGCGCCGACAAGCUCACCGGCUUGGGACGACGCAUGCUUGCCGAAAACCUGGAGAACCUCAUGGACAUUCACAUGUUCCACCGACACCGAGAGACAGUACAUAACCCGUGCGCGGUGAAUAAUGGAGGCUGCAGCCACCUCUGUCUCCUGGCUCCUGCUCCCAAAGCCUCCAGCUGUGCCUGUCCCACCGGGAUCAACAUGCAGACGGAUGGAAAGACCUGCACACCUGGGAUGAGCAGCUUCCUCAUCUUUGCACGGAGGACGGACAUCAGGAUGGUUUCUUUGGACAUCCCCUACUACGCCGAUGUGGUUCUGGCCGUCAAUGGCUCCAUGAAAAACACCAUCGCCAUCGGGGUCGACCCAAAAGAAGGAAAAGUGUAUUGGUCCGACAGUACGCUGAAGAAAAUCAGCAGAUCCAACAUCGACGGAAAAGAGCAAGAAGACAUCGUAGCUACAGGGUUGGUGACAACGGACGGCCUGGCGGUGGAUGCUGUCGGCAGGAAGAUCUACUGGACGGACACGGGCACCAACCGCAUCGAGGUGGCCAACCUGGACGGAUCCAUGAGGAAAGUUCUCGUCUGGCAAAACCUGGACAGCCCUCGAGCCAUCGCCCUCUACAACGAGAUGGGUUACAUGUUCUGGUCAGACUGGGGAGAGCACGCUAAGCUGGAGCGCUCGGCGAUGGAUGGUACAGACCGCACGGUCCUCAUCAGCAACAACCUGGGCUGGCCCAACGGCCUGGCCAUUGACAUGGCCGGCUCGCAGCUGCUGUGGGCCGACGCUCACACUGAGCGCAUCGAGGCGGCCGACCUGAACGGGCAGAAUCGCCGCACCCUGGUGUCUCCGGUCCAGCACCCGUACGGCUUGACCCUGCUGGGGUCCCACAUCUACUGGACUGACUGGCAGAGCCGCAGCAUCCAGCGAGCUGACAAGAAAACCGGGACCAACACCAUCACGGUGCGAGCCAACCUGCCGGGCUUGAUGGACAUCCAGGCUGUGGACAGGGAGAGGCCACUGGGUUUCAACAAGUGCGGCCGGAGGAACGGGGGCUGCACCCACCUGUGCCUGCCCCGUCCCAACGACACAUCCUGUGCCUGUCCCACCGGCAUCCUGCUCAAGGGAGACGGCAGGUCGUGUGACGACUCCCCGGAGUCGUACCUGCUCUUCUCCAACCGCGUCAGCGUGCGCAGGAUCUCCCUCGACACCAACGACCACACCGACGUGCACGUGCCGGUGCCCGAGCUGCACAACGUCAUCUCGCUGGAUUACGACAGCGUGGACGGAAAGCUUUACUACACCGACGUCACCCUGGAUGUCAUACGGCGUUCAAACCUAGACGGCAGUGGCAUGGAGACGGUGAUCAGCCAGGGCCUGAAGACCACAGAUGGGCUGGCGGUCGACUGGGUGGCCAGGAACAUGUACUGGACCGACACGGGGCGCAACACCAUCGAGGUGGCCCGCCUGGAUGGAACUUGCCGCAAAGUCCUGGUCAACAACAGCUUGGAUGAACCCCGAGCCAUCGCAGUGUUCCCGAGCAAAGGGUACCUGUUCUGGACCGACUGGGGUCACAUUGCAAAGAUCGAGCGAUCUCACCUGGACGGCUCGGACCGAAAGGUUCUGAUCAACACCGACCUGGGCUGGCCCAACGGUCUCACGCUGGACUACGACACAAGAAGGAUCUUCUGGGUGGACGCGCACUUGGACCGGAUCGAGAGUUCGGACCUGAAUGGGAAACUGCGCCAGAUCCUCGUCAGCCCGGUGUCCCACCCGUUCGCCCUCACGCAGUUGAAGCCGGUGUCCUCCCCUCUAACCCCUUUCUCCCGACUCUCGCAGCAAGACCGCUGGAUCUACUGGACGGACUGGCAGACUAAGUCCAUCCAGCGGGUGGACAAGCACACAGGCCGUAACAAGGAAACCGUGCUGGCCAGCGUGGAGGGCCUCAUGGACAUUAUAGUGGUAUCGCCUCACAGACAGACAGGUACCAAUCUCUGUGGGGUAAAUAAUGGCGGCUGCACUCACCUCUGCUUCGCUAAGACCAACAGUUUUGUGUGCGCCUGCCCCGAUGAACCGGAUGGGCGACCCUGCUCCACCAUUGCAGGUUACAUCCCCACCUCUCCUGCCAGAGGGACCAGUAGCACUCCUGUCCCCAACAAGAUCCCCAAAGCUCCAACAGACACUCCGCUCGGAGGAUCCUCACCGGUCAACUGCACUGACAAGAACCUAAACAUAGAAGGCUGCUUGAGCAACGUGGUGACGGCUCCUCACGGGGAAGGACUUCACAUCAGCUACGUGAUUGGCGGAGUUCUGACCAUCCUGGCUAUACUGAUCCUCAUUGCUGCUUUGAUCAUUUACAGACAUAAAAAGUCGAAGUUCGCUGACCCGGGAGUGAGCAACCUGACCUACAGUAACCCCUCGUAUCGGACGUCCACACAAGAGGUCAAGAUUGAGGCGUCGCAAAAGCCUCCAAUAUACAACCAGCUUCGAUAUAAGAAAGAGGGGGGAGUGGACGGAGGCUACACCAAGGAGAAGAUCCACGCUUCGUCUCAACCUCCGUUACCUAAUACACACACACACACACACACACACACCUGUAAUUAUAGCUGGUACAAACACACAAAGAUAAAAAGGUACAAACAGAGCAACAGUUGCAUUUGUAGGAAUGGUACAAAUGAACCUAGUUAGACACAACUAAGUUUCCAUAAACACAACUCCUGUCUCUGAAACUGGGGCUCCGUCCUACUUCUGCACACACACACACACACACACACACACACAUACACACAUACACAUGCAGUACAGUCCUCCAACAGUACCCUCAGUGCUACUGCCUUCAGGCAAAAAUGAUAAACUAAUGAGCAUGCUGGAAUAAGAAAGCAAAGGACUCUGGGGAGGAAGUGAACAGAGAGACACGAGCGUUAUCUGGAGCCUUUUUAAAGGAUGCAGACUCUCAAUGCGACAAACGCUUCUCUGUGUACAACUUCACCUUUAUUCUUUGUGAACUUUUCUCUUUUUUUUUGGACGACACUAGAACGACGUACUACCUGGACGACGUAACCGCGACGCUCUCUAAUGCCACUCAUGUCUUUAUGAACUCUAUUUAUGAACGUUUUUUGUACUUGUGGAGUGGGUUUGCUGACUUUCGGGGAAAAAAAACGGCGAGAGUGUUGUGUUAGAACCGGACCCGGUAUUCACAAGUUGUAUUUAUGACAGUGCCAAAGGGUGGGGCUUCAGAGUCCCCAUGCUUCUUUCAGCAUUUACACUUCAAUAGCAAUGUAUCUUAAUUACGGGAUGUUAGUUUCGUUUGACUUCCCUGACUUGCCCUCAGUGAUGACGCCCCCUGCUUCUGAUUCCUUGUUUUACAGCCUCCAACAGCAAGGCUGCACUGUAGCUGGUGCUCUCAGCUGGUUGCAGAAGUCCAUUCAUCCUUUGCAAAUGUAAUCUUAAAGGAGCCCUUUUUUUUUCAUUUAUUCAUUUUUUUUAAAAGUUGUAAUUCAACCAUUGCUGAUCCUCGGGCCGAGCAGAGGAAGCCAUGAUGAAGUAACAGCCCUAAGUGCCAAACAUUGCGUUCUUUUUCCUCCUUCAGCUGUAGAAUUAUUUUCUAUCGGAGGUUUUAAAAUGUUCGUGACAUUUAAAAAAAAAAACUCUGGUUUGGUCACCCAAAUCUCAGAAAAGCGUAUUUUCUCAGACAUGUACCACUAGGGCUAUUCAGCCAUGCAGAUAGUGUUGGUUUUAUUUACCCAGCUGUUAGACAUUUCUGAUGCCCCAAAACACUGGAGGGGUUUUUUGGGGAUCUUCCCUCUCAGUGCAAUCUCUCAUUGAGUGUUUCUCUGAUCGGUCUUUCUAAAAAUAUGUCAAACAUGUUCCUGAGGUUUUCUAGCCAGAUGAAAGAUUAUCUACAACAGCACUUGCUAUUAGACUUUUAAACUCUUUUGAUUUUAUCAACAAUUCAUUAAUAAAAUAACUCUUCUCUACUAAUGACACCUCUCCAACUGUAUUGGCUGUCGCCUUAGCUGCCUACAGAAUACAUCAUUUGGCCCUCCCUGUCCAUUCUUACACCACGGACAACAGUUUAAAGGCUGGUACAAGUGUAAGUAUUCAAUAAACAACAAUAUGAUGUUGUCGGGUUCGAUUUUUAGAUAUUUGUGUCACUACAAAUUAAUUCGAUUUUCUUAAUUCUGGAACAUAAUCACAAGAGUUCCACUGUCAUUUGGGCUCUGUAUUGUGUUGGAGUAGGGCGAAGUUUCAGAGGUGAAUUUAUCAAAAACCUGGCGCAUACAACCAAAAGUAUCUGCAUGGCGAAACACUGCUAGAGGGAAACGAGAACAUUUGUAUUUUUUUUUUUUUUGUAAUUUGAGUUUUGAUCCAUCAACUCUUGCAGUAUCGGCCACAGCUCAGUACAACAAAUGCAUAACUUAGGAACACUGUGCAUGUCUGACCCCAUCAGACAGUGAGGGUUAUAGUUUAGAAAUGUAUCACUGACAACGUACUGAAAAAUGAAUUUAAUAUGAGUAAAGAUAUUAUGCAUUGCUUUAACUUUUAGAGUACCAUUCUGUCUGUUGUUGAGAAAUGGUACGAGGAAAUACUAUAUUGCUAUAUUGACAAAUAUAUCGGUUAGACUUUAUAGAACCAUGUAUUUUUGAAGUAUCUGCUACAAGCUCAGCAACGUGCUGAUUUGCUGCUAGACGAAGCACUGAGGCCAAUGAAAGAGGGUCUUGGCAGCUACAUAACUACGGUCUCUGACGGUUGGUUGACAGUAGGCCCACAGAGCAUCACAGCGACCCAGUAACCAAUCAUCCCGGCUCACAGUCCCUCCAACUCUGCUGCAGGAAUGCUAAAAGUGUACAGAUUUUAUCAUGCGGAUACAAGCAAACAUUUCUGUUGAAGAUAUUGUGUUGAUUAAGUUGUAUAGUCUUUUGUACAAAGGGAUUUCAUGACCGUUUUUAGACUAAUUUUACUCACUGGAGAAGAACAUUUUGGUUUUUAUUUGUUUUCGCUGGAUUAUUUUAACCACUGUAUUUCCAAGCCUUGUAAAUGAUAGGGAAGAUGCCAGUUAUUUAAUAGUGCUCUUUUAUCUUAUGAAAUACUGGUUGCGUAUAGCUGUUGUAAAGUUAACAAAAAGAGGUAUUUAUGAUUUUUGUUUGGUUGUCACUUGAUGUGUAAAUAUGAAAAGACUGUAUAUGUAUUUCCAUGGCAGUACUAACAAGCUGUGUUGUGUGAUAUAGUGAAUGAUCCCUUUGCUAUCUUUUAAUAUAAAAUUGCAUUUGCAUUUCAAUGGAA